CCUCGACAACCGCCCUCGGGACCCCAGCCGCUGCGCCUACGCCCCGGGCCGCCCCCCACCCCCAGGGAGGCGCGCCGACUCCCCCAGCGACGUCGACCUGAUGGAGGUGAUCAAGAUUCCUGAGGUGGCAGGCAAGAGGUCCCUGGUGGAGGUGCUGUCGCAGGUCGUCAAGCUGGAGCGGUCUUCGUCGUCGUCGGCUUCGGAGAUGACCUCGAGGACGACCCCCGAAGCCCCGGAUAUAGUGACGUCCACGACCAAAGGGCGCGAGAGGAGGGUCGUCACGGCCAGGAGGGCGAUAGGAGGCGGAGGAGGAGGUCUAGGAGGCGGCGGAGGAGGAGGAGGAGAGGUGAAAAUAGGAGCCGAUGUCGCCACCCUCGCCAUCUUGUGCCAACACUAUGCCGAGCUUGUCCACGCUCUCAAGGAGGAGAACUACCUGCUCUCGUGCGCGCGCAGCCCGCUGCCCACCACGCCCAGGAGCACCCUCAACUACCGGGGCACGGCCACCGACCCGGGGGCGCGGGGGCCGGGCGGGGGCAGCAGCGGGGGGCGGACCAGGACCUCCAGGACGGCCUUCUCGUGGGAGCCCGAGGCCGUGGCGGGCGUGGAGCAGCCGCAGCCCCGUCAGGUGGGCGAGGACGAGGCGGUCAUCCGCGCCACGACGGAGGAGAACUCGAGGCUCAUCUCGGACCUGCGCGUGCCCGGGUCGCCGGCGGGCAUCCGGGCACACAGGACCUCCUCGGAGUCCAGGGAGUGGAACUGCGGCGACGCCAAGUCCCCGAAGAGGAGCCCCGGCCGCGGGAAGCAGAAGGAGGAGCCCCGAGGACGGGCAGGGGCCAGCCCGAGGCGCUGGUCCGGGAGCGGAAGCCGUGGACGCUGA
Penaeus vannamei (Pacific white shrimp) is the source of this 877-nucleotide messenger RNA. The record is from RefSeq and is a predicted model, not a curated record. Lineage: Eukaryota; Metazoa; Arthropoda; Malacostraca; Decapoda; Penaeidae.